Molecule: messenger RNA, 1236 nt
Organism: Nicotiana tabacum (common tobacco)
Lineage: Eukaryota; Viridiplantae; Streptophyta; Magnoliopsida; Solanales; Solanaceae
Source: RefSeq, a predicted model, not a curated record
CUUUACACAAAAAAGGACAAAAAGGAAAAACAAAAACAAGAACUUAUCCGAAUGAUGUGAAAGUAGAGCAACAAGCAGAACCAAAGCUUCACAAAAAUCAGCUUACAAUCUAAACAUGGCUUCCCCAACUUGAUACUUGCUUCUUUUCUUGUUUGUCCGGUUGUGCCGCAUGUUAUAUUGUCUACAGCUUCAAUUUGGCUUUUCAGUGGGCAAGAUCUAUGUUCAAUGAUGAUGAACCUUUGGCCUUCAAGAAAAUGCACGAAUUUUCUGCGACGGAUGGCUUUGUAGAGAUAACUGAAUCCUUGGCGGACAUGAUAAAGUUCAUCGCUAAUGAGCCCUCCAUGGGUUUUUUCUACAUUCAACAUCAUACUCAGAGUGCAGCUCCCAACCUUAUCAAUCUCAAGAACAAUAUUGAGGAAAAAUCUCGUGAAGUGACUUUGCACGCGGAAGAUUCAGAGGAUUCUAUCACCAUGAUCAGGUCGAUGAAAGAUUGUGGUGCACCAAUUGCUAAUGAGAUGAUUAAAGAUCUGAGACAUUCUCUAGCUGUUGUGUCGAAGAGUAAGCAAUUGAGAAAAGGGUUAAUAAGGCAGUCCAGGUCAACUUUUCAGUUAGGGCGAACUAGUUCUUGGAGUCCUGCCACUUGGGGUCGAAGUACAGUUCCAGAAUUGGAUGCUGAGAGUGGUUAUCUCUCAAAUGUUUUCAGGUCAACGAAAGAAAAAGCUAAUAGCUUCAAGUGGUCUCAAUUAGAGUCCAAAGAAUCUGAUGUAAUAACCUAUACUGAUGAUGCACAAUCUGCUGCAGCGGCCGGAUCUUUGUUCUCAGUUUCAGAGGCAAAUGAUGAAGAGUUGCCAUUAUCAAGUCCAACUAAUAAUGAGCUACAAAUGAUGCACUAUCAACUGCUCUCUUCAUCAGAAAAGCAUGAAGAAGUUAUGGCUGAUAAAGAAGCACAAUUGGAGGAGUGGUUGGGAGGGAUUGGCAAUCGUGAUGCUGGUCAUGGAGAAAAUAAGCUUGGUUAAAUCUCAAACUGAAAUAUACUUCUCUCACUAGGGAUAGCUUUGAUCGUAUCAAAUAUUCAUUAUCUUUGUACUAUAAAAAUAAAUGUUAGAGAGAGAUUUUAAUAGUAAGGGAAACGGAAAUUAAAGACUCGAGUUUGAUGGUCUUGAGAUUUGAUCCUGCUUUUCAACAAGUAAAUUUAAAUGUGCAUAAAUAUUACUCUCUCUGACUAAAUUUAUGUAA